Messenger RNA from Periophthalmus magnuspinnatus, 914 nucleotides. Its product is annotated as stonustoxin subunit alpha-like. The transcript is spliced from 4 exons. NCBI's taxonomy places the organism in Eukaryota, Metazoa, Chordata, Actinopteri, Gobiiformes, Gobiidae. Gene Ontology annotation, molecular function: protein binding. The record is from RefSeq and is a predicted model, not a curated record. The coding region runs from base 30 to 914 and encodes 294 amino acids.
AGAUCAGCCGAACGACAAGGUGGAUUUCAAUGGAGCAGCAGAUCCUGACGCUCCUGUUCUCUGCUCUCAUGUGCUCAGUGAACGCACGCCUUGAAGGGCCUUCAUUACAGCUCCCUGCGCGCUCCCCCGUCCAGAGGAGUCCAGAAUUCGUUCAUGUCACACUGGACCGUAACACAGCCCACAGGCGCCUCCUAGUGUCCGAGAACAACCGCACGGCCACAUUGGUUCGAGAAACGCAGCCGUACCCAGACCACCCGGAACGCUACCAACGUUACCAUCAAAUCCUGGGCUCCGCGGAUCUGCGUGGGCGAUGCUACUUCGAGGUGGAGUGGAAAGACUGGGUUGACAUCGCAAUGACUUACAAACUCAAUCAUUUUGGAAAGUAUUCUCAGGCUGUAUUCGGCGACGACAGCUAUUCCUGGAGUCUGCGGAUUUACGACGGACACUUCUACGUUUGUCAUGGCAACGUUCAAGAGCCAAUCAGACGCAUCUCUACGGGUCUUGUUGGGUUUUCUGCUGGAAAUGUGGGCGUGGGUUCUGCAGGGUUUAUCUCAGGCGUAGUGGGCAUUUACCUGGACUACGAAGAAGGGAUUCUAUCUUUUUAUGAGAUUCUUGAUGAAGGAAGAGCGUCCCAUCUCCACACUUUUAGGGAGAAGUUCACCCAGCCCUUGUUUCCUGGUUUUGGGGUGUGGAUCGUGUUUGCUCAGAGAUCGGUCGGGAACUCGGUCUCCCUGGUAACACCGCGGCUUUCUCAAAAGAUGAUGCCUGCAUGGAAGCGAGCUAAGGAACCUGAACCUGUCCCUGAGGAGUUUUUUGAACCUGCCCCUCUUCAACUUUUCUCUAUCAGCUCUGUUUUAAUUCUUCUUCUUUUCAUGUGUGCAUUCAGUGUCUUCCCAUGGCACUUAAUAUUUUAA